Scomber japonicus (chub mackerel) is the source of this 10355-nucleotide messenger RNA. Its product is annotated as polycystic kidney disease 1 like 1. The transcript is spliced from 57 exons. NCBI's taxonomy places the organism in Eukaryota, Metazoa, Chordata, Actinopteri, Scombriformes, Scombridae. Gene Ontology annotation, molecular function: protein binding; calcium channel activity. The record is from RefSeq and is a predicted model, not a curated record. Bases 1 to 10326 code for a protein of 3441 amino acids. Gene Ontology annotation, biological process: detection of mechanical stimulus. Gene Ontology annotation, cellular component: membrane.
AUGAACAAAGACCAGAUGCAGAGGAGUUUUGGGGGUACGCAACAACCAUCUAUAGACCAAACUCCUUUUAACAAGCUGUGCGCACAGAGACAAGAACCAGUCAACAUGAGGAGAUGGUGCAGUCUGACAGCGCCCCCUGCUGAUGACAGUGAGCUGCGGAAAGUCCUCUUAAAGGGGAUGUCUGGAGAACCGGAAGAGCUUUUUAAGGUGGACCGAUCAGCCAUGUUCAGAGCGUUUCUUUCUACGUUCAUUGCGUUGCAGUGUUUCUGUCACGGCUCGUCUGCGGCAGGUCACGGGGAGCAGCCGUGGUUCAUGGGGUGUGUCAAAGCCAGCAGCGGACUUUAUCCAGCCGAGGGUGUCCGUGACCUUGACCCGGUAACCUGCUCUGUUCGCUGCCUGGAUGAAGGGUACCAGACUGCAGCAUUAACCCCAGAGAGUUGUUACUGUGGUAACCAGCAGCAUGAUUGGACAGUCAAUGAGUGCUUCAACACAUCUCUCCACGAAGGGUUAAAGGACAUCAGAGGAGACACUGAGGGACAAAGCGUGCUGUACCUGCCUGUUGGAAGCAGAAAGGGAAAUCUGGCACUCUACAGAACUAAAGGACCCUUUCUGCACAGCAUCAGUCUGUCUACCUCUCCAGACAGAGUGCAUGCUGGGAGGACUUUUGUCUUGGAGGUUUCUGGAAACCUGGCUGGACGCCCCAGCCAGCCCACAGGGCUUGUGGGUGUGGGAGAGACGAGCCUCUCUCAUGUCACUGUGGACUUUCCGGGAAAGACCACUGAGGGUCAAAGUUCACAUCAUGUCGACGUGUUGGAUGACGAUGUCAGUGUCUCCAACCCUCUAUCCAGACUCUCCUCCACCCUGCAGCUCUCUGUGUUGCAGCCAUUUCCUGACGCCUUGGUGAUCUCUUUGUUUCAUGGCCCCCUGGGUGUCCCCUCCUGCACCCCCAACAUACAGAUGAACUCCCACAAUAUGACUGUGAAGGCAGCGUACGUGGGCGACCCUGUCACACUGCAGGCGUACGUGGCUGAUGGGCUGGCAGCAGAGUUCACCUGGUGGUUUACUGACAGAGAGAGGGAGGAAAAAAAGGGGGUGGAGGAACAGAGGACCGGUGUAAAGACAGACUGCCUCCCAAACACUGACUGUCUAAACAGCACUGUGAUCUGGAUCUUUGAAACAGAAGGAGUUCAUGUGGUGUCAGUUAAUGCCUCCACUGUCUACGGAUGGACACAGGAAACGAUCUAUAUUGUGGUUGUGCGUCUUGCCGUCUCUGACUUACGAGUGAGUGUAUCUGGGAAUCAGCUGAGUGCAGGAGAGGCCAUUUCUGUAGAGGUGGAGCUGCUCACCACCAUGAAGCACCUUCUUCUUCUCAACCUCACGCUGAACGCAGACAACGGCCGCAACGAUGAUGUCAGAAGCGACUUCACUAAUUGCAAUGAAAACAUCAGCGACAACACCGCCAACAUUAAUAAAGCUGAGAAUCACAUAAGAAAAACUACCAAGCAUGAAAUCAGUAAUGAUCACAACUUAGGCAACAGUAACCAUGGAAACAUCAACUGUAAUCACAAUCUCAAUCAAUAUCACAAUAACAUCUGUUGUCACGGUGGCACCCAAUCCCAUGCCCACCCUAAUUGCCUCAUCCUUGUGCACCUCCUUCACACGUCCAACCGCUCCGACUGCCAUGUGCACCUCCACCUUCACUGCCGCCUCCCCACCACUGAAGGACAGUAUCACCUCACAGCCUCUGUGCUUUCCACCGCUGAUCCUUCAUCAGUGCUGCUCUCCACUUUACCACCUCAAGCUUUGAUGGUGCAUGAGCGUUUACGAGCCCCAAGGCCUUCUGGGAGUUGGAUGUCAGUUGUCCCGACACAAUCUGAAUUCAGCCUGGAGGUCGUCAGCUGUGUGAAGUCUAAAGUGGUUUGGAUUUUUAGUUUGGAUGAUGCUGUUGUGAUUAACAGAACAACUGAAAACUGGUACAUAAAUGUGUCUCUUCCAAUAGCAGGGAGGUAUAAUGUCACAGUUAAGGCAUUUAACCCAAUCAGCUGGGCCUCCUUUCACAAACACAUAGUGGUUCAAGAUCCAGUCGGAGAGCUGUUGUUAAAUGUUCCGAAUGUGAUGGCGACAAAUCAAAAACACUGGGUUUUAUUUGGCGUCACAUCAGGGUCAAACAUGACUGUGUGUCUGCUUGUGAAUGCAACACUACUGUACAGAAACAGCAACUACUCUGCAGCAGAGGAGGCAGCAGCGGUUUUGUUUUUUGACCACGCUGGGACAGUUGUGGUUGAGCUUCGAGCUGAGAAUCGAGUGUCUUCUCAGAAUAAGAACGUCACAGUGAGUGUUGAGGGGAAACGGAAGCCGUCACCACAAGUGAAUCCAACCAGGCAACCAGCCACCAGUCAAAGACCUGUUCACAACCUGACUGACAACACUGUGAGGAUUCAUGCAGCAAAGCAAGCUUAUCCCACAAACACAGAUAUAACCUUCCUGGCUGUGGCUGAUGUAAUGAAGCCUGUGGAGUUUCUCUGGUACUUUGGAGACUCCAAAUCCACCAGAACCACGUCAAAGACUGUCACCAAAAGAUACUAUGCUCCCGGGAGGUAUGAUGUAGUCGUAGUUGUGUCUGCUGGUGGGACCUCCAUCACCUCUGAAGUGUUCCCGCUGGUCAUCCAGAGAGCAGUGAAGCUUAACAGGUUGGUCCACCAGGCCUCUGUCCUGCAGAACCACACGGUGACGGUGAGUUGCCGGGUCAACGUGGGCACUGAUGUCAUUUUCCUGUGGAGCUUCGGAGAUGGAACAACACGGUGGGGACAGAGCACUGAGCAGCACGUCUUCCACAGGACCGGCGAGUUCAGAGUGGGGGUGACUGUGUCCAACCUGGUGAGCUCUGCCUCUCUGAGCAGCCACAUCUUUGUUGUGGAGCAGCCGUGUCAGCCUCCACCUGUCAAAAACAUGGGGCCUCUCAAACUACAGGUACGAAGACACGAGGUUAUCCGUCUAGGAGUGACCUAUGAGACUGAGCUUGACUGUGACAUAUCAGGAGGUCUUCACUACACCUGGACCUUGUUUGACUCUGCAGGCCAGGUUUUCCCUUUGCCUCUCAUAAACACUCACAGACAGAGCCUCAUACUGCCGAGCCAUCUCCUGCAAUAUGACACCUACACUGCCAUAGCCAGGGUUCAGGUUGUCGGCAGUGUGGUGUACAGUAACUACAGUGUGAGGGUUCAAGUGAUACCCAGCCCUCUUGUGGCGGCCAUUCAGGGCGGCACCAACACUUUCAUUAACAACAGAAACACCACCGCGGUAAUGCUGGACGGGCAGAUAUCUUACAACCCUGACUUCCCCAUGAGCCCAGUCAGCUUCAGCUGGGGAUGUAAACCAGUCAGCUCCAUCGCUGGCUCCUGUUUCAACCAACACGUCACCACUUCCUCCUCUGUGCUCACAUUUCCUGCUGGCUUCCUAAAACACAACUUUGACCAGUUUCGGUUCACUCUCACCAUCAACAGUGGAGAACAUUCAGCUUCAACAGAGACCUUUGUCACAGUUGCACCAAAUGUAAAUAGAAAGUUGGAAGUUUACUGCCCUCAGUGCCGAGGAGACCAGGUGAACUGGGAUCAGUCUUUCUCCAUCAAUGCCUUGUGUGAAGACUGUGAUGUUUCCCCACAACACACCCAGUACACCUGGAGCCUGUACCGGGUCAACGCCUCGUCCAAACCUGUCAUAGAAGUCCCAUUUUGUUACACGGUGGAUCUCAGCGCUCCGUCCACCAUCAUUGAGGGUCCUGCUACUUCUCCUCAGACUCCUGGGACUUCCUCCCUGCAUCCACCUGCUGCAGAUUCUCCACAUUACACUCAUACUGUUCAAGCCUUCCCUACUGUCUCUCUGACUGAGAACGCUUCUGAAACUGCAGCUGAAAAGCUAAACUUGAGUGUGACUGACAGCGAGACAGCAUUAACGAGGAACAGAGACACAUCACACAUCGCCGGAGAGGAGCCCAUUUAUCAUCCUAUGGGAGAAAUUGACCAUCUAGAGCUUCUGUACUCCUCCACUGAAUACCUGCCACAUGCCCAUGACAGUGGUAGCGUCCAGGAUGACAUUGUCAGUGAAUUUCCUAUUGAUUCAGACACUUCUACUGACUGGGAGUUUUCUUUUCCUGUGCUGGAGAGUGGCAAAGUGGGAGAUCAAAUGGAUUAUGAUGUUCCCUUCCUGAGCACAGAAGAGGGAGACCCAGGAAUCUCAGCAGGAAGACACACAGGUGUGGAUGAUGAGACCUUCAGUCCAGGAGAUGACGCAGUGUUUUAUUCAGUGUCACCUGUUGAUGAGGGGAGCAAUCUGGUGGAUUCCAGGCCGUCUGUUGUGAUCCAGGAGCCAACCUUGCUCGACUUACCUCGAGACCUAGUAGAUAGAGGGCUGUUUGAGUCCUACACUUACACAGGAAUUUCCUCCUCUUUGCUCAGUUUAAGACCCUUCAGUCUGAGACCGGGGAGUAGAUACAUGUUGGAGGUCACUGCCAACUCUAAAAGUAGUUUAUUGGGCCGGACUCAGAUGUUUUUAAAAACCAACCCUGCUCCAAAAGGAAUGACGUGCCAGGUGCAACCGAUCAAAGGGUUGGAGUUAUACACACACUUUAGCAUCUUCUGCACAUCAGGGAAAGAGGACUUACUGUAUGAGUACAGCUUCAGUGUCGGAAACAGACCUCCCAGGAUAUUGUACCAUGGGAGAGACUUCCAGUACUACUUCAGCCUUCCCUCUGGAGACCGCAGCGACGGCUAUAAAGUAACUAUUUACAUAAAGAUCAGAAGCAGCGUGUAUGGAACGACCACUAAACCCUGUCCUGUCACCGUCCAAGUCCAGCCAAGCCUCCUCAGAGACAGUUUUUCACCCCAUCAUGAUCCUGAUCUGGAGCUUUCAGAGUCAGGUCUGAAGAACCUGUCAGCUAUGGUCCGGCUUGGGAACAGUGCAGAGAUCCGUAACUACGUUAGUCUCAUCUCCAGCAUCCUAAACAGACUCAGCAAGGACACAGAGGCCAACACACAUGCACAGAGACGCACACGCAACAUACUCAUUUGCAUAGUGUGUGAACUUGAGAGCAGCGAACAGGCAUCAAUGGUAGACAGCAUCAGCAUUCUUAAAGACCUUUUACAAGUUACUAGCCAGGUGACAUUAGUGAGUGCCAGACGUGUGAUGGCCCAUGUUCAUGCCAUCUCAGAGCACUUUUCAGAGUCCACUGUUCCAGUCCGCUACCAUCUGGACCAGAAGACACUGAACAUCGUGUUCACUCUGCUCUCAUACAGCCUGCAGGUGGCUGUCAACAGUUAUGACUUCACAACCAACAGUGCUGAUGUUACACAAGAAUUGGAAUCAGACUCACUUACUGGUGAAAAAAUAAGAAAUGCUGUAGGUGCUCUGAAUGGCUGCAUAUCAGACUCAUCCAGCGGUGUUUUUAUUAAAACAUCUAUUUCAAUAAAGCAGGCGGUACAGCAUGUAGAUGAUGUUCUGCAGACUGCUUCAGAUCUGAUGCUGGAGCAUAGAGUCAUCACCGGUCUCAUGUCCUUUUAUGUUACAAACCAAAACCAAACCUCCACAGUCAUCAGCAGUGGCGCAACCACCUUCUACAUGCCUCCCUCCCUCAUCCAGCUCCUGUUUGCUGGUCGCAGAGGAGACACUGAGAGCAGACAGCGUCGACCGUGUGUGCUCAGCCUGCUCACUGAGCUCACCCAGAGCCCUAUCAGCUGGGCCCGCUAUCCUGGAAAGGUGAGUGGACCAGUGGUUGAUCUGAGUCUGUAUGAAUGCAGCACGAGGAGAAGAAUUCCUGUUCGAACCCUUCUUCAGCCAAUCAACAUUGAGCUGCAGCAAUCACCAAGAAACAGCUCUGUGCGUGACUUUGUCCUCCUGCGCAGCCAGAUCAACUAUCACAGCUUCAACAUUACCCAGGAGCACUUGCAGCAAGCAAUACAGUUGAGUGUGGUGUUUGCGCCGCCACCCAACAAGACGUUUCCAAUCAUGCUGCUCUUCAGUAUGUUUGAGAGGCCGACUCCCAGCAUGCACCAUCUGCACAGGAUUCACCAGUGGGAGACCAACAGUACUCGCAUCACUCUGCCACCGUCCUACCUCCAUACUCCAGGUGUUUAUUACUUGGCCUUGCUGAACGCUGACUUUGCGAAGCCACCGAGACACCAUCAUCUGAGCAGCCAGGUCAACUACAGUCUCACAGUGGACAGCAGACUGUGUUUGUCCUGGGACGACCACCAGAGGGCAUGGACACACCUUGGCUGCAGAACACAGCAAGAAGACAGAAACACUGCAGUCAACUGCAGUUGUCACCAGUUGAGACCGUUGACUGUGGUGAAGCAGCAGAUCCAGAGCAGUCAUGACACAGCUGAUCUGGACCCGUUCCUAAGUGUGUCCAGUGAUCUGACAGUGCUCUGUGUGCUGGUACUGUGUGUGUGCCUGUACAUUGCGGGGUUGUUGGUGUGUAGGAGAGCCGAUGUCAUCUCCAAGGAGAAUCAGAAAGUCCACUACCUUACUGACAACUCUCCAUGUGAUCCAUACCUCUAUGCUGUGACCAUCCACACCGGUCUCUGCUCUGCAGCCAGUAUGAGUGCAAAGGUCUACAUAGUGCUGUAUGGUAAAGACAGGUUCUCGGAGACAAGAGAACUACAAGUCCCAGGAUGCAAUCUAUUCGGGAGGAACUCUCAAGCCACGUUCAUACUCAGUGCAGCAGACAGCCUGGGUGCAGUGUGGGGGGUUCACAUCUGGCAUGACAACUCAGGACCCUCCCCAAACUGGUACCUCAAACUGGUGGAAGUAUCUGAGGUGAUCAGAGGCCACGUGAAAGGCCGCACCUGGCUCUUUGUCAAUCAGUGCUGGUUGGCUGUGAGCAAAGGUGAUGGCCAGGUGGAGCGAAUGCUACGUGUUUGUACCCAUGGAAUAGGCUUUGCUAAGAUGCUGUGCCUGAAGUUAUCUGACUACUUGGCUGACUUCCACAUGUGGAUGUCUGUGUACAGUUGCCCCUGCCCUGGCUCGUUCACACGCACGCAAAGACUUAGCAUGUGCCUGCUGCUGUUGUUGGGUUAUGCGUGUGUCAGUGCAGUAAUCAUAUCCGAAAUGGAUGAGCAGUUUCCAUUGGAGGUGGGCAUGAUUGAUGUAUCAGCUGUUUCCGUGACAACGGGGGUAUUAAGUGUGGUGGCAGUAUUGCCAGCAGCAACAGUAAUGUCCUUCCUGUUCCGACUGCGUGAGGUCAAGCUGAUAGGGUCAGGGGUCCAACACACAAAGGGCAGAAACACUGACAAUGGCUGUUUUGAUGAUGCCCUCUCAGUGAACAACAGUAUAUUUGAGCCCUCUUGGAGCAGCAUUCAGCAGUGGGCGCAGGAAGCCUGGAGGAAGAAACCCCAGGGUACAGACUUGCUGUCAAAUGAGAAGUCUGUGAUCCAAACAGAUGUGGUCAUAAGGACGGAGGAUGCUCUGGAAGUUGAGAGCAGUACAGGACCAGCACUUCAAAACUCAUUUCUGAUAACAGACGGAAACAAGGCUGAUCAAGAGUUGGGUCAUGGUAGCAAGAGCAGCAUGCUUCAUGGAAACCAGGAAGAUCGUUUGUCUUUUACGAGGGAUAAAGAUCCAUCCAACAGUGGCCUGGAAAAUGACCAGCUUCACCAGGCAGCGUGGUACAAACACAACAGCUGUUCCCACAUCACCGACACUCUGAGAGGGAGACGAGUCAGAUCAGCAUUGCAGUGGUGUCACUAUCUGGCCUGGGCACUGUGUCUGCUGUUGUCCCUCUCCUGUCUGGUGCUCUCUGUGGUGCUGGGACUGAGGUUCAGCAGCAGCAAGGUCCUGCUUUGGAUACACUCCCUUUUCUUCUCCUUGUUGUCUUGCAUCUUCUUAAUCCAGCCAGCUGUGAUACUUGCAGUAGCAGUAACUGUCUCCCUUUGGUACAGAAGAAGACCCGACUUUCACAGUUUCUCAAGUAUCACAGACUUUGAGAUAGAGACUUCUAUACUGUCAGACCACAAUGGUGCUAAUCGACCAGAAGAGCAGUUCAAGCCAUCUGCUUUACCUCAGGAAGGAUGUUCAUAUCUCAAAAAGCUUCUUGGAGCUCGUCAGCGAGCCAGGUACCUACGUCUUGUGCGUCCGCUGACUCCAGCAGAGCUGAGGAGGACUCGUCGGAGGAAAAGAAGAGAGACUCUCAUCCAUAAAAGCCUCAGGGAUUUGUGUGUCUGCGUCUCCAUGCUUUUCUUCAUGCUGUGUAUAACCUUUGGCAGCUCAUUCAGUGACCAUUAUCACCUCAAUAAAGCUGUCAGAAAACAGCUUCUAGGCGGCCAGGAUAAUGACUUCAUUUCUAUACAAAAGCAUGAGGACUGGUGGAGGUGGACACAGAGCAGUCUGCUUAACUCACUGUACAAGAAUUCAUCAGCCACAACUAAGUUCGAUGUCAUCCAACAAUCACACAUCUUGAUUGGUGAGCCGAUCCUGGUGAAGACAGAGAUCUCCAGCUCAUUUCAGAACCAGGUCUCUGAUGUGAGUCUUGUACCAGAAUAUCUUCACUUAUUAUCUGGGAGCAGGGCAUCCACUUACCCACAGUCAGAUGCUAUGGUUGCUAUGGCAACUCCUCCAAGGACAUGUGAUCACCUGGGCUGCUACUCAGGAUCAAGUAUUGCAGUUAGCCUCGGCCACACAAAUCCCUUCUGCAGGUCUGACGCUGUGUUCAGAUUGAAGCUCCUGCAGUCAGUUGGCUGGCUCGGCAGACAGACGGUGGCCCUGAAGGUCCAGUUCACCUUGUACAGCCCUGCACCCAACUUGUUCAGCAGUGUGACCCUGCUAGUUGAGCAGAGCCCCACUGGUGCCCUGCUGCCCUCUGCCAAAGUCCAGUCAGUUAGGGUGUAUCACACUCCUGCUGUGUGGGACUAUAUUGUAAUGAUCUGCCAGCUUCUCUUCCUCCUCUUGUCUCUGCUGCAUCUCUGUCUUCAAGUGUACACUGCAGGACAGCAAGGGUUGAUGGGAUACUGCAGGACACCCUGCAACUGGCUGGAAGCCAUUCUGCUUACAGUGACCAUAGUGUACUAUGUUCAUUACAUAUAUCACUCUGUUGUCAUCAUGGAGGUUGUGGAGCUUCUGCAGAGACAUAACUACAGAGAGCAUGUGGAUGUUAGUCUCCUGGCUACCUGGGAACAAUAUAUUCGGGCUCUGCGUGGUGUUAUGCUAUUCCUUGUCACCAUGAGGUGUGUGACUGUGUCAGGGCUGAACAGGACCUUGUCUACCUCUGCUACACUCUUCGCCCACUCGCUCUCCAGCCUGGUCUGGCCAAUGAUUUCAGGUAUUAUCCUGCUGGUGGCGCUGUCCUGUGUGGGGAACUUGCUGUUUGUACAAAGCUCCUGGGCUUUCAGCACUCUUCCACGCUCCCUUCUGACUCUGCUCUGUCACUACUGGGGUCUCAGGGCCGCCGGGGGCCUCCCCCUUUUGGGACUUGGUUUCCUCUAUUAUAGAGCUCUCUAUCUGUUCUGCACAGUAGUGUGGACAGCAGUGAUGACAGGUGUGGUGUCCUCGUUGGUCCGAAGUGCCAGAAGAUCUCAGAGCUGGAGUGAUGUCCUCUCCAUAAGGGAAUUAUUCAGCUGUAUCAAACAGAGAGUUUCUGAGUUUACUGGGCAUCAUAGACCAAAACGGACUGAUAACAAUGUGGAGACAAGGACCUAUUACCUCGAGGAGUUUGAAAGCUCAGUGGAUGAACUGUUGUUCAGACUCAACGCACUCUCCAACAGCCUGCACCACAUGCUGCCACCCAAAGACCAUCGCUACAGGGAGGACAGCCCUGUCAGCUCACUCAUACAGGAACCCUCUGACAUGGACUCACAGAGCUUUAGGAGAACAGAACAAAUGAUUGUGAAUGACCACACAGAUGUCAAUGACGAUGGAGAGAGCCCACCUGUGCCUCACCUGCUCAGAUCCCAGCUUGAACUGGAGCUACUGCAGCUCCCUGCACACAGAGGUCAAAGGUCAGACACUCCCAUGCAGAGUGGAACAAGAUCUGAAGAACAUUCAAAAUCCACAGUGUGGCAGCCUUAUUUUAAGGGAGAAAACAGUCUGUCCCUCCCAGAGUCAUCAUCUCCUACAGGGCUUUGGAUGGGAGAGCACCUGCAAAGUGGAUGGGCAGCGUCUCAAUCAGGCCCUUGUAAUGUUCUGGAGAUGCAAAGCAGCCAAUAUACUAAGACAAGUAACAGCUGUUGGUUCAGUACAAGUGGUAGGUGUAGGACAGAGGGUCCAACAGCCACUCAGGCUACCCAUACGGAAGUGGUGGUGGAGGUUCUGGUCCAUGAAGAGCCUGGCAGUGUAUAGCCAGAUAAACAGUAAGAAAACGAGACAUC